Xiphophorus couchianus (Monterrey platyfish) is the source of this 1491-nucleotide messenger RNA. RefSeq names its product high choriolytic enzyme 2-like 1 (gene hce2l1). NCBI's taxonomy places the organism in Eukaryota, Metazoa, Chordata, Actinopteri, Cyprinodontiformes, Poeciliidae. The transcript has 8 exons. The record is from RefSeq and is a predicted model, not a curated record. Gene Ontology annotation, biological process: proteolysis. Bases 1 to 1083 code for a protein of 360 amino acids. Gene Ontology annotation, molecular function: metalloendopeptidase activity; zinc ion binding.
AUGAAGGCCAGCAGCGGGACCACCUGUUGCGGAUCAGUAGUGGACUUGAGUAAAUUACACCCGCUGGAUGAUGAGAGGUCUCAGCCCACGCUCUCAUCACAGGAGUGGAGCCCAAUCAGUACAGAGCAGCGGAGGAGAAGUGGGUAUAUAGAUCCAGUGAAGGUGGGAACUUUGCUGAGCAGUGAUCUGAAACUGGGGAAACUUGAAAAAGCAAAUAUGGCUUCUAGAGUUGUGCUUCUAGGCAUCUUGUUUGGCGUGCUCAUCCCGGUGGAUAUGGUCCCCGUUAAGAAUUCCACUGGAGUACAUGAGGGCAAACUGAGACUGAAAAGGAAAUACUCUGGUGAGCUCUUUGAAGAAGAUGAGCUCAUGGACCGAGAUGAAAUGACUGCAAUGGAUCAGAUCCUAGAAGUCAACAGCAGGCUGCGGGUGCCCACAGGACUGCCAUUCAGAGAAGGAGAUAUUGCCUAUUCAUACGUGCGCAGUGCCAUAAACUGCCCUGGGAAUGCCUGUCUGUGGCCUAAAUCAAUUGAUGGAUUUGUUUACGUUCCCUACAUCCUCUCUCCUGUAUACGAUGAUAUGGACAGAAUUACAAUAGAAACAGGAAUGCAAGAAAUUUCCUCUGGAACCUGCAUCAAAUUUAUUCCUCGCACUCAUGAGGCCAGCUUCCUCGACAUCCAGCCUCGUUACGGUUGCUGGUCGUUUCUGGGGCAGACUGGGGGAAGCCAGACCUUGUCACUGCAGACUCCUGGAUGCAUGUGGUCGGGGAUUGCUGCUCAUGAAUUCAUGCAUGCCCUCGGCUUUGUGCACGAGCAAUCCCGCUCGGACCGAGACCACUAUGUCACCAUUGUGUGGAAGAACAUCUUGCCAGAACAAAUACACAACUUCAGGAAACAAGCGACGAACAAUCUGAACAGCCCAUACGACUACAGUUCUGUCAUGCAUUAUGGACGAUAUGCGUUCUCUGAAGAAGGUGGACCAACAAUCAUCCCCAAACCAGACCCUUACAUUCCUAUUGGCCAGCGAGAUGGACCAAGUACACUUGACCUGCAUAAAAUAAAUCUUCUUUAUAGCUGUGGUAUGUAAAAUAACACACAAACAUCUCCAAAAAAAAAAGGAAUUUAAAAUAAUUUUUAAUCUGCUUGAUUGUUUUUUCUCACUUCCAGGUGCUAAUGAGUAAUGAAUUUCAACAUCUCAGCAGUACGGUCCUGCGAGAUGUGUGAAGUACAUAUUCUCGAGUAAAUGUUGCAGAACUCAAGAUAAAUUAUUUUUGCAGUAGAUGUGCUUUUAUUACCAAGAGGUCUAAUUUUUUUUAAAAUUGUGUUUAUUGUUUUUAGUGCAAGGCCAUUGAAUUGCUAAUACAAUAUAUACCCUCCGUGAAUAAACAUACUCAGUGCCGAAGCUCUAGAUAAUUGUUUCAAGUGUCUUAAAAAAUAAUUCUGUACCAUCCUCUCUGUCAUUUCCACUAUUCUGUCCGCUUAAAUAAAGAAAAUG